This is a messenger RNA of Sorex fumeus (smoky shrew), 1251 nucleotides long. It is a transcript of the gene DHPS, whose product is annotated as deoxyhypusine synthase. Gene Ontology annotation, cellular component: cytoplasm. Lineage: Eukaryota; Metazoa; Chordata; Mammalia; Eulipotyphla; Soricidae. Bases 107 to 1216 code for a protein of 369 amino acids. The transcript has 9 exons. Gene Ontology annotation, biological process: peptidyl-hypusine biosynthetic process. Gene Ontology annotation, molecular function: deoxyhypusine synthase activity. The record is from RefSeq and is a predicted model, not a curated record.
UUCCGGAGUCCCGCUUCCUGCGCCCUCACGAGAAGCGUGUGCCGGGACCUUCAUGCGUCUCGGCCCGGCGCGGGCGGCUCCGCGCUGAGACGGCGGUCGCAGGGGCAUGGAGGGUGCCCCGGAGGAGAAGGCGCCCGCAGCGGCGCUGGCCGCCGUGCUGAAACACAGCUCGGCUCUGCCGGCCGAGAGCGCCCAGGUGCGGGGCUACGACUUUAACCGCGGCGUGGACUACCACGCGCUGCUGAAGACGUACGGCACCACGGGUUUCCAGGCCACCAACUUCGGGCGCGCGGUGCAGCAAGUCAACGCCAUGAUCGAGAAGAAACUGGAGCCGCUGUCCGAGGACGAAGACCACCAUGCGGACCUGACCCAGAGCCGCCGGCCGCUCACCGGUUGCACCAUUUUCCUAGGCUACACGUCCAACCUCAUCAGUUCAGGCAUCCGGGAGACCAUCCGCUACCUCGUGCAGCACAACAUGGUGGACGUCUUAGUGACCACGGCAGGGGGUGUGGAGGAGGACUUGAUCAAGUGCCUGGCACCCACUUACCUGGGCGAGUUCAGCCUCCCCGGGAAGGAACUGCGUGAGAAUGGAAUCAACAGGAUCGGGAACCUGCUGGUGCCCAAUGACAAUUACUGCAAAUUUGAGGACUGGCUGAUGCCCAUCCUGGACCAAAUGGUGCUGGAGCAGAACACGGAGGGUGUGAAGUGGACGCCUUCCAAGAUGAUCGCCCGGUUGGGGAAAGAAAUCAACAACCCGGACUCGGUGUAUUACUGGGCGCAGAAGAACCACAUCCCCGUGCUGAGCCCGGCGCUCACAGACGGCUCGCUGGGAGACAUGAUCUUCUUCCACUCCUACAAGAACCCAGGCCUGGUCCUGGACAUUGUGGAGGACCUGCGGCUCAUCAACACGCAGGCCAUCUUCGCCAAGCGCAGCGGGAUGAUCAUCCUGGGCGGGGGUGUGGUCAAGCACCACAUCGCCAAUGCCAACCUCAUGCGGAACGGGGCCGACUACGCCGUCUACAUCAACACGGCCCAGGAAUUUGAUGGCUCCGACUCUGGCGCGCGGCCCGACGAGGCGGUCUCAUGGGGCAAGAUACGGGUGGACGCUGAGCCUGUGAAGGUCUAUGCCGACGCGUCCUUGGUGUUCCCGCUGCUGGUUGCCGAGACAUUCGCACAGAAGGUGGAUGCCUUCAGGGCUGAGAAGAACCAGGACUGAGGGGCGGGCCCCCCACCUGCUUUAUUCUCCCCACC